Cydia pomonella (codling moth) is the source of this 5416-nucleotide messenger RNA. It is a transcript of the gene asun, whose product is annotated as protein asunder. Bases 120 to 2015 code for a protein of 631 amino acids. The transcript is spliced from 13 exons. The record is from RefSeq and is a predicted model, not a curated record. Gene Ontology annotation, biological process: regulation of mitotic cell cycle; centrosome localization. Lineage: Eukaryota; Metazoa; Arthropoda; Insecta; Lepidoptera; Tortricidae. Gene Ontology annotation, cellular component: integrator complex.
CAAUGUGUCAAGUUGAAGUCAAAAUGACUGAAUGUGCAUGUUGAGUAAACAAAUAUUUUUAUAAAAUUCAUUAACUAAGAGAUGUCUUAAAACAAACAGUGAAGAGUGCAGGUUCUAAAAUGUUUCCUACAAAUCAUAAAACUAUUUUCGUACUCGAUCAUACCCCAUACUUUGGUAUAUCAUCGGACAAUCCAAUAGACUUCGAUGUCUCUAAAAGCCGGGGCCCUGGCUAUGUCCCUUUACCGCCUGUUUGCAAGUCGCUAUGGACUUGCAGCGUGGAAGCUGCAGUUGAAUACUGCCGAAUAGUAUGGGAUUUAUUUCCUGAAGGAAAACUGGUCCGAUUUGUUGUCAGUGAUUCUGCAGCACACAUCCUUAACACUUGGGUUGCAACACAACAGAACUUAACACAUAUUCUAAAUGGCUUGUGCCUCGUUGGCGCGGUGCGGCGUGGCGCUGGAGGUGACGUCGUGGGCCUCUGUGCCGCCAUUGAAGCCCUAAGUGAGCCAUCACCAACACAAUCUGCUAGACCAAACUCAGAAGCGCUUUUCCAAAAUAGGGGUCGAAUAAUCUGCAUAACAAGUGCACGAGAUGAUGACUCUAUAAGGAGUCUGGCAGAAAUAGCAUUGAAUGCUCUCAUCCAGCAGAACAAAAAAGCUUCCAGUCAACCCAGUACCUCCGAGUCAACAAGCACUGCUCAACCACAGGCCUACCCUAUCCAAUAUUGCCAUUUAGUAAUAAUAAACGUUACUCCAGAGAAAGCCGAAAUCAGAGUGAAUAAUCAAUCUUUAACAGAGAUGGGGAACGGACUGAUGGGCGUCGAAGUGAUAGUGUCCAGAGCAAGUGCGCUGGCAACACUGCUCGGGCGUUUGGUGCUGCCACAUUACAAGCUGGUCACAACCACCGUCACCGGGAUACCUAUGAAGGAAGAGCAAAACGCGAGCUCCAGCGCGAAUUACGACGUAGAGAUUAUUCACUCGGCUGAGGCUCACGCCGGUCUCCGAGCGGCACAAACAGCUGCGGAAGCCACGGAAUCUGUAGUCCUGCGGUGGUGGACGCCGCGCGGCGCGGGCGCGGAGGGCGGCGCGGGCGGGUGCGGCGGGCCGCUGUGGCGCGUCACGCCCGCCGACGUGGCGUCGCGCCCGUCCGCCUGCCUCGUCAACUUCCUGCUCAACGGCCGCUCCGUCACGCUGGAGGUGCCCAGGAAGGGCGGUGGCAGAUCAGCCUCGCACGUCCUGGCGGCGCAGGGCGGCGAGCUGUGGAUCGGCGCGCUGGGCGGCCGCGCACCCUACGACGAGCCGCCCGCCCUGUCCGAGGGCGCCGGCGGCCGCGUCACCGACUACAGAAUAAAGGAGUUUGGCGCGCUCAUGCAGCAAAACCGGCUGUUCCCACUGCGCGGCGCCGGCGCUAAUGCGCGGGCCAAGGCGCGCCUGCAGCGCCACACCACCUACUGGCCGCUCACCAUCUCCUCCACGCUCGUCUUCAACCUGGGCUCCGUGAUGGAGCCCCUGACACGUCUGGUGGUGCAGGAGACACUGACGGAGGACGAGGUGGACACGUGCCGCGGCGUGCUGCUGUCGCUGUUGGGAAUGGAGUCGCGACACGAGUUCCCCACUGCCCAGCUACCUUCAAACUUGAGAGGCAAGUCGAGCAGUCGCCGCGAGGAGCAAUGGCGGCAGGUGUGGAGCGAGCUGGAGGCGCUCGUGCGCGCGCACUCCGCCUCGCCCGCGCACCGCGCGCUGCUGCGCACGCUGCUCGAGUGCCGCGCGCACAACCACCAGGACAGUGACAACCGCGCAUCCGUAAUUCGCGCGACGACCGACUCGCCGCUGUCGCCGACGGGUGCGGGCGCGGGCGCGGGCGCGGGCGACGUGUGGGCGGCGCGCGGCGCGCUGGACGCGCUGCUGGGCGCGCCGCGGCCCUCGCGCCGCCCCGACUUCGCGGGCCGCAUGGCCGCCGCCGGCCGCCAGGCCGUGCUCUACCAGCACCUGCAGCAGGACGUGGAGGCGCAGCAUUAAACUUCGCGGGCCGCAUGGCCGCCGCCGGCCGCCAGGCCGUGCUCUACCAGCACCUGCAGCAGGACGUGGAGGCGCAGCAUUAAACUUCGCGGGCCGCAUGGCCGCCGCCGGCCGCCAGGCCGUGCUCUACCAGCACCUGCAGCAGGACGUGGAGGCGCAGCAUUAAACUUCGCGGGCCGCAUGGCCGCCGCCGGCCGCCAGGCCGUGCUCUACCAGCACCUGCAGCAGGACGUGGAGGCGCAGCAUUAAACUUCGCGGGCCGCAUGGCCGCCGCCGGCCGCCAGGCCGUGCUCUACCAGCACCUGCAGCAGGACGUGGAGGCGCAGCAUUAAACUUCGCGGGCCGCAUGGCCGCCGCCGGCCGCCAGGCCGUGCUCUACCAGCACCUGCAGCAGGACGUGGAGGCGCAGCAUUAAACUUCGCGGGCCGCAUGGCCGCCGCCGGCCGCCAGGCCGUGCUCUACCAGCACCUGCAGCAGGACGUGGAGGCGCAGCAUUAAACUUCGCGGGCCGCAUGGCCGCCGCCGGCCGCCAGGCCGUGCUCUACCAGCACCUGCAGCAGGACGUGGAGGCGCAGCAUUAAACCUACCCUCCCACCCGCCCUUCUAAUCUCAUUCUUACAAUUUGAAUCGAAUCGGAGGGCGGACGGUGGACUAUUCGAAGAUUAGGUGCGACGACUUCGCUUUUGGUUGUGCAUUGCGCAUUUCCACCGCUUGCGAUAGAAUGAUGAGGCUUUGUCGUAUAUGAUGCCGAAACUACGCCUUUCAAAUCAGUACAGUAGAAAAUGUAGGAAAAGGGAAUAUAAUAAUAAGCGUUAUUUCCAGCACCGGGGUUAUUCCUACUUAUCACUGAGUUGUUUCCGGAAUUACAACAGAGAUUUUUUUUGUACUAACUAUUGCGUAUUUUUAAGGUUCCGUAGCCAAAGGGCAAAAAACGGAACCCUUAUAGAUUCGUCAUGUCCGUCUGUCUGUCCGUUUAUGACACAGCCACUGUUUUCCGAAACUAUACUGUUCAAACUUGGUAAGUAGAUGUAUUCUAUGAUCCGCAUUAAGAUCCUCACACAAAAAUAGAAAAAAAAAAUGAAUUUUGGGGGUUCCCCAUACUUACUUUUUUCAUCAAACCCAUACGUGUGGGGUAUCUAUGGAUAGUAUGGAUAGGUUUUCAAAAAUGAUAUUCAGGUUUCUAAUUUUUUUUUUUUCUAAACUGAAUAGUUUGCGCGAGAGACACAUCCAAAGUGGUAAAAUGUCCCGUCCCCCCCUGUAACUUCUAAAAUAACAGAAUGAUAAAACUAAAAAAAAUAUGUGAUAUACAUUACCAUGCAAACUUCCACCGAAAAUUGGUUUGAACGAGAUCUAGUAAGUAGUUUUUUUAAUACGUCAUAAAUGGUACGGAACCCUUCAUGGGCGAGUCCGACUCGCACUUGGCCGCUUUUUUCUCGGUUGUUACCACUGAAAACAGCCCGCGUAAGCAACAUGCCUAUCGAGUUUUGUAACCAGAUACAAAAUAAGAAAAUUUACUCUUUUCUCAUAACCAGUCACAAACUCAAACAUUCUCGGCCGCUUUUGUAACUGUUUUGUAACCGCUGUGAGGUUACAAAAGAAAAAAGUUUUAUCUUUUCUCGUUACCAGUUACAAACUAUAGGACAUUGUAGGAGAGGCCGGAAAACCGCUCAAAGAUGGAUGGAUGAGUUUGAGGGCCGACACGUUAGUGGAGCCCCUCAAAUAAUACGAGUCCAUCUUUAGCGUUUCCGGCCGAGGCAUUACAUAGUGCUUUUCACGACUACUGCGAGGAAAUAAUAAAACAUUUGCAUAACUAUAAGUACUUUAAUAGACAUUAAUAUUUAUAUUGGCAAAAGGACAAUUGUUGAAAGAAUGUGAUGUUAUCAAACACAAUUUACACUAUCCAAUUCAGUAAGUAUUUUCCGAUCCCACCUUUUUUACUUUUUUUAUCACUUUUAAGAGGCGUUUUUCUGUUGUUUGCUUCAAACCGACUCUAAACUUAGAAGGGUUUUUGCUAAAAAACCACAAAUAGCUACAAAAGUAAACUGUAGCUAAAAAAGUACAGGUGCUACAGCUAUUGCCUACUUUCCAGCUUGGUUUUAGACCAUCUAUUGCCACAUUUCCGAACAGUGGCGUGAAAUCAGAAAUUAUUUAUUUGCAUUGUUACAGUGUGUAAAAUAUUUUUUCUGCCGUCCGGGCGGAAAGCGUCAACUUUGCUCCCGCUGCGCUAAACGAAGUUGCCGCUUUUCGCCUCCGUCGAGCAGAAAAAUAGUAUGCGCACCACGGGAGGAAACGUAGGACAUUCCAUCCCGCGUGUUUGCCACCCUCGCCUUCGUCUCGGGUAACAAUUUUACACGCCGCACGCAAUUUCCUACAUUUCCUCCCUUGGGACACAAAUAACUAUUACUGGUUUGUAACUGAUUAUGAGAAAAGAGUAAAUAUUCUUAUUUUGUACCUGGUUACAAAACUCGGUUACAUACGCGGCCGAAAGGGGAGCGUUAACGUAACGAUUGGCAUGUUGACUACGCAGGUAGGUGAAAAAAAAUCUGGUGGUAGGUGGUAAUCAAUGGGGAUGGUAACCAAUGGCCCAACCACGUGGAAACAACCCUAAUGUACAUACAUACAUUAAUGCAAAAAAAACAACUCAAAUUUAUAACCACGCAGAACAAGCAAACAUGUAUCAUUGUCCUCCGCUGACGUACCAAAAUCACCGCACUCAUUUAUUAAAAAAAGAAUCAACAAUUGACAAUAUUUUAUUUUUAUAAGUGGACGUUUUACAAGAGUAUCAAAAGAAAAUUAAAUUCUAAAAUGAACGUAUUUUUUUAUUUCACCCGAAAACUAAUAUUUCAUUUAAAAAUACCAAAUCUAAAAGAAAUUAGGAGUCUGAAUUUAAAGAACUCGACUUGUUUUUACGAGCCUCGGCGCUUAAAUAACUUCCGAGUGUUUUAAGUUCCGAGGCGAGUCCUUUAUCGAGUCUUUUUUUAGAGCAUCGCAAAAGGACUCGAGCCUCUGAAUAAAGACUCCUGCAAUAAUUUUAUAGGUUUUAACAGUAAAGAAAUUACAAUAUGAUUUGUGUACCUAAUCCUCACAUUGUAUUACUUAAAGAUGUAUUCAAUACGUAGGUACUGGUACGCUAUGAAAUGUCCGUUUCCAGUGUAAAGUCCGAUAAUGUAAAUAAUUUGUAUUAUUGAUGAUGAAUUGUCAUUCUUGUUAACUAUUUGAGACUGGCAUAGAAUUUAAGUAUAAAUCUGUAAAUAAAUUGUAGAACUGUUCGUCGAUUAUGUGGUAAUCAGACAAUGCUAUUGUAAAUUGUAAGGGAAUAAUAAUGAAAAUGAACACAAUGAGUGUAUUGUGUGUGCUUUUUUGUAGGCGUGUAAGUUAGUAAUAAAGAAUUAUAUUUUGCA